Molecule: messenger RNA, 375 nt
Organism: Triticum aestivum (bread wheat)
Lineage: Eukaryota; Viridiplantae; Streptophyta; Magnoliopsida; Poales; Poaceae
Product: HVA22-like protein i
Exons: 2
Coding region: 11-343 (110 amino acids)
Source: RefSeq, a predicted model, not a curated record
UCUGGUGGCGAUGCCGAUUGUCGUCGAGAGGUUCGUGGACUGGACGGUGUCGUGGCUGCCGAUGUACGGAGAGGCGAAGCUGCUGCUCGUCAUCUACCUCUGGCACCCCAGCACACGGGGUGCGGGGCACGUGUACGGUAGCUUCCUCCAUCCGCUGGUGGCGUGGCACGAGGCCGACGUCGACCGGGGCCUGCUUGAGCUGAGGGCUAGGGCGAGGGACGUGACGGCGUCACAACUCAAGGCGGCGGCUGCCAUCGGUCAAGUGUGGCUCGUCGAGGCUGCCCGCUGUGUUUCGUCGCAGCUGCAGGCCGCGAGAUCAUGCCGGGAAGGCGCCACGCAUUGAUGAGUGAGCCAAUUUUUGGAUCGGACCAUAAC